AAUCGAUUACGUCACAUAAUUGUGUUCCGAAUACUAUUGUUAUGCCAAUAAAGAUUUAUAAAGAAAAAAAAACAAACCCGCUGCGUUUCCGUCUACUAAGCCUGGAUUGGCGUCUAUGGUAGUGACGUAAGCCUGCUGAUUCGUUUCCUAGCAACGGAGAGACGCUGCGUUAAAGACCAUGGCUGCCGGCCGGGAGAUGGGGGCUGCGGACUAUCUGCGGGAAAACAAAGUUUUGGAGUUAAUGGACAAUUUAACCAGCCUGCUGCUUUACCACCGGCCAGGUCAGUAUCGGGCUCCGUGUCCAGCAUUGUAAUCAAUGGCUGAGAUCCCAGUGAUGCCCACAAGGAAUAUCCCAACACAUCAAUCAAUAAUAAUAAUAAUAAUAAUAAUAAAUAGUACAUUGCUCUGACUCGCCAACCACAAACCCCACCGCAUACAUCAUUACCGGGGCAUUCCCUCACUAUAGGGACAGAUUAAGGGGGGUUAUUAUUGCUGCAUUCUAUGGGAGGACAGCUGACACAACCGAAUGUCCAUAGACAAUAAUGGAAAAUAACUCAAACUGAUUAACAUCCACUAGCCAGACCACAGCAAUAAUUACCGUGGGUAGAGUGACAUGUUCUGAGACUCAGAUUAACAGCUUACUCUAAUCCAGGGGUGCCCAAAACGUAGAUCCCCAGAUAUGGUAAAACUACCACUCUCUUUAUGCUUUGCAUGCCUGUACAAUGACAAUAAUGCCCUUCUUCUUGAAAAGCCCUGAAAACCAGUUUACAAUAACUUUUACUUGCCUUAAUCCAGAGCUGGACAAGGCUCCCGCUGUUUGCUCACCCUUUUGUGAUAUCACAGGAAGAGCGUGAAAGUCCAAUCAAAGGCUUCUCAUAGGACCACUUAACCCUGUGAGCACAUGUGAGGAAGGAAAGGAUGAGGGAAGGUAGGUGAGGGAACAAAAUUGGCGAAUGGAAUAAUGGAGGGAAUGGUGAGUGAGCUUCCUCUUGCAUGCUCUGCCUGCAAGGGAGAAGUGAACGUCUGUCAUCAACAUGUAGUGAGUGCUGAUGAUAAGCAUUAAAAUAUGCGCAGAAUUGACAUUAGGCAGAACAGAGUUUCAGGCUGCCUGAGUUACAAUAUCUCACAAAAGUGAGUCCACCCCUCACAUUUUUGUAAAUAUGUUAAUAUAUCUUUUCAUGUGACAACACUGAAGAAAUGACACUCUGCUACAAUGUAAAGUAGCAAGUGUACAGCCUAUAUAACAGGCUAAAUUUGCUGUCCACUCAAAAUAACUCAACACACAGCUAUUAAUGUCUAAACCGUUGGCAACAAAAGUGAAUACACCCCUAAGUAGAAAUGUCCAAAUUGGGCCCAAAGUGUCAUUAUUUUGUGUGGCCACCUUUAUUUUCCAGCACUGCCUUAACCCUCAUGGGCAUGGCAUUGACCAGAGCAUCACGGGUUGGAGUCCUCUUCUACUCCUCCAUGACAACAUCACAGAGCUGGUGGAUGUUAGAGACCUUGCGCUCCCCCACCUUGCGUGUGAGGAUGCCCCACAGAUGCUCAAUAGGGUUUAGGUCUGGAGAUAUGCUUGGCCAGCCUGACCUUUACCUUCAGCUUCUUUAGCAAGGCAGUGGUUGUCUUGGAGGUGUGUUUGAGGUCGUUAUCAUGUUGGAAUACUGCUCUGUGGCCCAGUCUCCUCUUGCUCCUUCAGAUGAGCUGAACACAACUCUGCUCACUUACAAGACAUUGUUUCUGAUUGUGAUCACUUCCACAAGUAGAAUGUCUAAAAUUAAAGCCUUUACCUUUAAGAAGCCCUGUAGAUAUAUCACGAUAGGGUGAGCUUGAAAACAAAACCUGAGUUUCUACAUAAGGUUGUAACAAAAUUUCAUCUGAAUCAAGAGGUGGUUUUGCCUUCAUUCUUUCCUAAUCUAGUAUCCUUUUGGAAAACAGAUCAACCAUGUCCUUCCAUCAGGAUCAAGAAAAGGUGAAGUUGCAUCAACUUUAAAGCGUUGGAUUUCUAAUGUCAUCCAAAAAGCUUUUUGUCUAAAAACUAUUAAAAUUAAUUAUUAAUAAUAAUAAUUAUACUCCUACGAACAAGAUAUGAACAUAUUCCACAAAAGCUCUGGUUACAUCAAGGGCUAAUUGGGCAGAGGUUUCAUUCAAUGACACCUGCAGGGCAGCCACUUGGUCAUCUCUAUGACCUUCAUUAAAGAUUAGAAAUUGGAAGUGGCAUCUCCUUCCACCUAGUUUGGUAGAGGCCUAUUAUCCUCUGUGUCUUCCAUUUAUUAAAUUUUGUGGUUUUCAGCAAUAUUUGAACAGUGUUUUUUGUUUUUUGUUUUUUUUAAUUUAUGUUUAACCCUCCCUUUUGUUCUAAAUCCUUAGCUUGAGUAUUACCCAUAACUAAUGCUACCAUGAUUAGCCAGAAAUAAGGAAAACAUAUAAAAUACUUUACAUUACCUUCAUUUUCUUUUCCUGGCUAUUUAUCAUCAGGUUCCCACACAAAUAUUUCUUCUUAUUGCUUAAUAAUUAGACUGAAGUAUGCCCAACAGUCUGAUUAAUUUGUUUAAUUAAUUCCUGUUCUGUGACUGCUAGGGGUGGAUCUACACAUAAGUGAUGCUGCCAUGAAAAAAAUUAUGGUACGUAUUUUCUACAUUUUUGUUAAUACUGUCCAAAAGAAAGUCCAGGCUUGGCUUUUAAUUCUUUAUCAUUCAUCAAGAUUGUCACAAACGCACCCUUCUUCAAGAGUGUGCGUGACGUAGUUGUGGUGGUAAAAGGGGUUAAAGUUCACUAUUUAUUUGCCUGCACUAGACUGGAAAUAAUGAUAAAAUCCCCCUUAACACCACCCACACCUAAGCCUAAUAAUAUAAAUAUUACUAUUUUAACGCUGCUACCACCAAGACAAUUAAUAAAUAGGUGCCUUUGUCACCCAGGUAACUUAAAGGAACACUAUAGGGUCAGGAACACAAACAUAUAUUUCUGACCCUAUAGUGUUUAACCCACCAUUUAGGUGGCUUACUCACCCAACCUCCUUAUAAAAGUUAAUAAAACUCACCUUAUUUCCAGCGCUUCGUGGGUCCGCCCCCUUUGUGACAUAAUCAAAAUGGCCGAUUUUUAGUCAAUCCAAUGCUUUCCCAUAGGGAAAGCAUUGGAUUGGCUUGGAUUGGUUAAAAUCGUCACGGGGCGGGUCCAAAUGCCGUUUUGGCCUAUCAGGACCUCCUCCUAGAGAUGCAUUGAAUCAAUGCAUCUCUAUGAGGAAAAUUCAGCGUCCCCAUGCAGAGCGUGGGGAAGUUGAACGUCAGGGCUGCUUUAUCGGCAGCACUGACCCAGGAAGCACCUCCAGUGGCCAUCUAAGGAGUGGCCACUUGGAGGUGUCCCUAGAGGCAAUGUAAACACUGCCUUUUCUCUGAAAAGACAGUGUUUGCAUUAAAAAAGCCUGCAGGGAACUUUUAUAUUCACCAUAACAACUACAUUAAGCUGUAGUGUCCCUUUUAAUAAUGAAAACCCACCAAGUACAAUUUAGCACUAUAUUUAAGCAAUUGCAAAACACUAAUUAGUCUCUUCAGGUAAUGUGAUUCUUUACCAGACAAAGGCAGAACUUAAUAAAGGAAUAUUUAUUAUGAGCAAAAAAUACUCACAGUGCAUACAAAAAUAUAGAUGACAAUCAAAAGAUAAAAACAAAAGGGAUAAAAUAACAGAAGUCCUAAUCACUUACUCAUGUUUUCAAAGUAAAACUUCUGCCCAGGGGGUCUUUGGUAAUAAACUUGGUGACUCACUUAGAAUUAGAUUCUGGCCCCCAAGCAAGUACAAAAACACAUCUCAGUAUCAUUGGAUACAUAACCUGAGGAUUACCACGCCUCGCCCAGUGGUGGAGUUAAGGCGUACCAAUAGUAACUAUAAGUGACAACCCCCUUGUGUUCCAGACCAACAUCAAUCCAAAUGGAAGCAUUUGGUUCUCCUCUUAUGUACCUGUCACAGAAAUAAUAAAUGAAUUUACUAUUUUCCCAAUCCAUAGAUGUGUCAUAUUCCUUACUUGUGACCCAAUAUAGUCAUGACUGGUCACAUUCCAAAUAUAACAAAAAUGACGCUUAAUUAUUAUUCUGUGGGUAAAUAUUAAUGUUUCUUUCUUUUGGAUUUGAUACUUGAACACAAGGCUUAUAAUCAUUAACAUAUCAAAUAAAUUAACUCUUCAAUUAAGAGGCAGAGGCCAUAUGGCUGAAGGCAGUUUACAUUGAAACUAGACUUCCUUACAAGGCCAUCGAUUAAUCAAAGGAUUAAUCCAUGUUGUAAACCAUCUGCCUCCUUUCACAUUCCUAUGCAAUUUACAUUAUCCCUUCUGUCAUCUGACCUUGCAACCAAGUGGCCAAUUCAUAUAUGCACUACACAAAUUACAUUAAAUGCAAUAUUCUAUUGCGCAACAAUGAAUUAUGCACCCUUGACAUGACAAAGGUCACCUUCUAUAUUCAUCCAUAAGUUUGCUGCUCUUAAUUUAAUAUAAACAUACAUUUUAUACAUAACCCCCAUGUGUACCACCCAUCACAUAUUCCAGAUAGAAUAGUAGGAUGCAUCUUUAAUUAUCUAACUAAUAUAGGUGCAAGCUGCUCCGUAUUAAAUCUUCUCUAGGAAAGUUGCCCUUAUAAUGGAAACUAGUGAUUUUAUACAGGCAGAGCUGCAAUGUGGUCUAUAGUACUAAAAAUGGGGAAAGUACUAUGGAAACUAAUGUAAGCGACAAGUACAAGCAUUGGCGACUCCACAUCUUUUCCGUCGUUUCUCUACUUUCCAAAACCUUUUUUUUUUUUUUUUUUUAUAUCCAAGGACACAAAUAAUAUUUUCAAAGUAUUAACAAGUAUUAGUAUUAUUUUUACAUUUACAGAAAGGCCAAAAGACUUUCUAAUUGAGCAGUUGGAGAAACUGAAGCUUGCAAGGCUGGCUGAUUUAGAAUAUCCUUGUCUUUUUGAUGAUUCUAAUCUUGAUGCCAUCUUCAGAAUUCUUGAUCCCUCAGGCCAAGGAUAUAUAACAGGAAAACAAUACAUGGAAGGUAAAUAACAAUGAACAAUAACUGCAACCAAAUUACAAACUAACCACUCCAUCUUUGAUUUGAACAAUGCCUGGAGGCAACUGCUUAAGAAAGGUCCAUGGCAAGGACUCAAAAUUAGCACCUUUUUUUUUAAUGAUGUUUAAAUACAAUUUAUAUUUUUCUAAAAAAAAAAAAAGUGCAUUUUUUUCUUUGUUAAUUUUUUUUUUUUUUUUUUUAUCAUCCCAACCUUCAUAUGCAGUGUCCUUCAAGGAGUUUUAAGAAAAUCUAUGCCCCUCUAUUCUUUCUCAUCCUUAAUUGAAGAGUUUAGGUCCGCCAUGCUUACAGAGAGUACAUAAGACAGCGGUGACACAUAUUUUGCAGAGUAAUAUGUAUUCUGAUAGAAACAACGAGCAAUAUAGUAUUUUCACUAUUACAGCUUUGGCCCUUAUUCACCAUCCAAGAGGGGGUUCUAAAAUGAUGUUAUUCGGCCCUGUUGAAAGGUUUUACAAUUCAAAGCUUAGGGAAUAACGCCAUCAGAUUAACCUGUCCUUCACAAAUUUACAACCAGGAUUAUCAGAAUUUCUAGCAUGUCUACACUGCCUCAAAAUGACUAGAUCAGAAUGCUACAAUUCAAAUGCGUAGGUGUACACUAUGAUUUAUUUGAUGUUUACACACCGUAAGUGGACUGACUGUGCAUGCAGCUGUCAUGGACCUCCAAGUGUGUACUUUUUCCUGCUUUUCAGCUAUACAUUUGCUAGAAGUUAGCAUUCAUUGUGGCAGAGCACCUGGCGGGACUCAGGUAAGGGGCAAACUGUUGUAAAAAUAAUUUGCCCUUGCCAAGGAAUGGUGCCAGGGCACUCCUAGCAUCAUAACCAUUAAAGCGGGCUGUAGUGGUUAUGAUGUUUGGAAUAACCUUUUAAGGUGGACAUAUAUUUACGAUACUUCUAGGUGCCUGAUUGUAUUAAAUUGACAGGGACCAGAGUAAUAAAGGAAUAUCGUUAAACCUAGAUUGAAAAUGUAACGUAUGACCAUCAUAAAAAUGUUAAACAUAAUAAGGCCAACUAAAAUACACUGCAUUCCUGCAUAUUAGUGACUGGUAAUACUCUAUUACAAUUAAGUGGUCUGAGUGCCAGGUCCCCCUAGUUUUAACCCUGCAGCUGAAAACAUAGCAGUUUCAUUGCAGGGUUAAUCCAGCCUCUAAUGGCUGUCUCCCUAACAGCCACUAGAGGCCGCUUCCGCAAUUUUCAGUGAGUUAUGUUGCCUUUGAGACUGUAUGGUAGCCCAGGAAAAUUACCCCCAUGAUGGCAUACCAUUUGCAAUAGUAGGCAACCCAAUGUACUGCAAAUGGGGUAUGUCCGGUCUUUGUUAGAAGCCACUUGGUCACAAACACUGGCCAAAAUUGGCAUUCAAAUUAGUUUUUUGCAUUUUUCACACACAAAUAUUAACGCUAACUGGCCACUGUUUGUGACCAAGUGGCUACUAAACAAGACUGGACAUACCCCAUUUGCAGUACCUUUUGUUGUCUACUAUUGCAAAUGGUAUGCCAUCAUGGGGGUAAUUCUCAUUCCUGGGCUACCAUAGGGUCUCAAAGGCAACGUAACCAAUCUGGCGAAUUUCAAUGUGAAAAAACUUAAAAAAGGAACAUGCUAUAUUUGACCCUGUAACUUCCCAAAACGCCAUAAAACCUGUACAUAGUGGGUACUGGUUUACACGUGAGACUUUGCUGAAUACAAAUAUGUGUAUUUUACUGCAGUAAAAGCAAACCGUAUUAUGACAUUCACUGUUAGAAUGUCACGUAGAAAAAAUAAAAAUAAAAAAAUACGCUUAUUUUCUCCCAAUUUUUUUAUAUAUUUUAUUCAUAUAUUAUUUUCAUUCCUAAAUAUUUGAUGUGAAAUGAAAGCCCUGUUUCCCCUGAAUAAAAUUAUAUAUAAUAAGUGUGGGUGCAUUUAAUAUAAAAGAGGUGAAUUACGGUUGAACAGACAUACAGUCAAAUUGCAAGGUUUUGUUUUGAUCACAACGUGUACAUUUGGCUCGGUCCUUAAGGGGUUAAUUGAUAAAAUACAAUUCCACCAAACAUACAAUAAAACUAUGAAUCAAAUUAUCUUCACUAUAUAUGUGUAGUUAAAUGCUUUUUUUUCUUUGUUGUUGUUUGUUUUGAGGUUUGUUUGUUUUUAAUAAGGUUCACAAUUUAUUUUUUCACAUUUGCAGCAUUCACAACUCUUGGUGUAGACAUCAACAACAUCAGUGAACCCCCUGAGAAAAUUACACUGGAAGUGUUUAAGUAUGAGAUGUAAGUACAGUAAUGACUUCUAGUUACUCUGCAGAUGAAACAUUUUGGUGUAAUACAGUGGCUAAUUAAUGCCACCCUGCCUAAUGAUGAUUAACCCCUUAAGGACACAUGACAUGUGUGACAUGUCAUGAUUCCCUUUUAUUCCCGAAGUUUGGUCCUUAAGGGGUUAAAGAUGUGCUUUAUGUAUGUGCUGGUAUUGGGAUGAUGUGUAUGAAGAGGCAUAACUGGAAAGUGAACUGAGAAGACUUACUUUAUUAUAUCACAGCAUGUCCAGCAAUAAACUGCAGUAACUCUCAGCUGAGAGCGGCUUUACAACUGUAGUGAAAGUCCCUGUUCAGGGCCUGUGUUAUAUUUGUCUAACUACCAAAUGCAGAACGUGCACACCACUCUCCCAACCUGGACUGAGCUGUAUCUUCCUCUGAGAAAAAUGAGCCAUGGACUAUUGCUGUGCUGAUAGCCAUGUGUAGGCUGUUUCACUAAAUAGUCAACUGGGUUAUGUUUAAACGCAUAGCAGCAACUAUCCGUUUACAGAACAGUUCUACUCAUCCUAUGUGUUGAGUAGAAUUGCUCUCGGUGGUUACAUAGCUGGAAAAAGACUUGCGUCCAUCAAGUUCAGUCUUCCUCACAUUUUUUUUUUUUUGCUGUUGAUCCAAAAGAAGGCAAAAAAACCCAGUUUGAAGCACUUCCAAUUUUGCAACAAACUAGGAAAAAAAUUCCUUCUUGACCCCAGAAUGGCAGUCAGAUUUAUCCUUGGAUCAAGCAGUUAUUACCCUACAUUGAAAGAUUAUAUUCUUGAAUAUUCUGUUUUUGCAAGUAUGCAUCUAGUUGCGGUUAGAACAUCUGUAUGGACUCUGAUAAAACCACUUCUUCAGGCAGAGAAGUCCACAUCCUUAUUGUUCUUACAGUAAAAAAGCUAUUUAAGCCAUAAAUUCAUGUCCAGAAAAAGGCCCCAGAAUGAGUUGCUUCUGAUUAGAGUAUCUCUAAUUAAUGGCUGCAGCCAGACCCACUAAAUAGCGGUUCUCCUGGGUACUUUCAAUGUAUGUAUCUAUUUUAUUUUAUAUUAUUUUUCAGUGUUUAUUUUUUUAAAUAAAUUAUCCCUUGCAACACCCAGCUUUUCAUUUAAUAAUGGUUUAUUUUCUUUCCUGCAGGAGAACACAGAUGAAGAGAGCUUGUGCAACUUUUAAAACCUAACUUUCUCAGUGAAGACAUAUAUUUUCAGUUCUGUGCAUUUUUGUUCUCUAACAGUUUUUAAACACAUUUUAGAAUAUAUACAUUACAUUCAGUUUCUUAACCAUACCUGUAAUCAAUAUGUAUAGGACAAUAUUAAUUAAAACAUUUUGGUAGCUAAAAACAGCAAUCAUGUUUUAAUCUAAGGCAUCACGCACAUAUAUCAACCCUACAAAGAAUAAUUAUGGUGCAUAAUAUCGAACGUGCUGUGGCACAUACACUCAGGACUGUUUUAAUGAAUUGGCACGCUGGACAAUUGCACGAGGUCUCUAGUAGCAUAGAGGUCCCAAAGGUUAGCCAACUUUGCAGUAUAUUACUCUGGAAGAUUUAUUCAGAACCUUCAGACACUCUUUAUUCAAAUGUUUAGGUGGACUAAUCACGUCCCUAUCAGCGGUUAUCUGUACAUGUGAUCUGGCUGUUGCGAAUAUAUAUCUUGACCUUAACGAAAGCAACGUACAUGUACUAAUUGUACUUAAAGGACCACUAUAGUGCCAGGAAAACAUACUUGUUUUCCUGGCACUAUAGUGCCCUGAGGGUGCCCCCACCCUCAGGGUCCCCCUCCCGCCAGGCUAUGGGGAGAGGAAGGGGUUAAACUUACCUCUUUUUCCAGCGCUGGGCGGGGGACUCUCCUCCUCCUCGGCUGCAUGCGCUGCAAGAGCCGCGCGCGCAUUCAGCCAGUCUCAUAGGAAAGCAUUCACAAUGCUUUCCUAUGGACGCUGGCGUCUUCUCACUGUGAUUUUCACAGUGAGAAGCACGCAAGCGCCUCUAGCGGCUGUCAAUGAGACAGCCACUAGAGGCUGGAUUAACCCUAAUAUAAACAUAGUUUCUCUGAAACGGCUAUGUUUAUAGAAAAAAGGGUUAACCCUAGCUGGACCUGGCACCCAGACCACUUCAUUAAGCUGAAGUGGUCUGGGUGCCUAUAGUGGUCCUUUAAGCAAGACACAAUGAACGCACAGUGUUUUGAACCGUAAAGCUAUAAUAAAGUUCUUCUAAUAUUUUUAACAGUCCAUGGCAGCUGCCUCCCCCUGCUACCUCCUAAACAUUUGUGUGGAUUAAUCUCUGUUGUGCAGCAUGUUUUGCAAUGGUACCUCCAACAAAAACAGUGAUUAAACAAUAAAUAUG
This is a messenger RNA of Pelobates cultripes (western spadefoot toad), 9635 nucleotides long. Lineage: Eukaryota; Metazoa; Chordata; Amphibia; Anura; Pelobatidae. The record is from the annotation of a GenBank genome assembly.